AUGCCAGACUCCAAACCUGCAGUUACACCCUCCGACAGCGAUGAGAAGGCUGAACAUAUCCAGCGCGAAGUGCUCACACAAGAUGAAUCGCCAAACACGAUUGGAGCAAAGAAAAAAGAAGAUGCAUUACGACGCAAACUUGACCGCUAUGUCGCGCCUGUCAUGAUGAUGUUAAUGCUCAUCAGCUAUCUCGAUCGUGGAAACAUUGGCUUCGCAGCGACGCAGGGUAUGACAACGGACAUCAAGCUCAAGGGGAGUCAAUUGAAUACUGCAGUAUCAGUGUUCUACAUCUUCUACAUCCUCGCAGAAUUUCCGACUUCACUACUCGUCAAGCGCUUGCAAUUCAAUCGUGUAAUCCCUAUGAUUACAUUCUGCUGGGGUCUGAACUUCGCCGGCCUGGUGACGACGAGGAUCUUUCUGGGCUUCUUCGAGGGUUGCUUGUUUCCGUCCAUGACGCUGUUCCUGUGUAAUUGGUACACGAGAGAGGAACUCGGGAUCAGAGUUGCGUAUCUGUUCAUUGCGAGUGCGCUAAGCGGCGCAUUUGGUGGGUUGAUUGCUUUUGGCAUUCUGUACAUGGAUGGAGUGGCUGGGUGGGCAGGUUGGAGGUGGUUGUACGUUCUCGAAGGUAUCAUCACCAUCGUAUGGGCACUUUGCUGCGUAUGGCUUGUGCCCAAGAACUUCGAGACAGCGUACUUCCUCAACGAAGAGGAGAAGCAAAUCAUGCGUCAGCGCGCUGCUCGAACACAGGCUUAUUCUGACUCGGAAGGUUCGGGGCAUUAUGGAAAGUCCGACAUCAAGGAAGCAGCAAAGGACAUCAAGAGCUGGAUCCAUGGCUGCAUUCAGAUUGCUGUUGUAACUAUUUUUGACCGCUACCAAACUCGCUUCAUUCCACUCAUUCUCAUGGCGCCAAUCGGUGUAGCGGGAUAUGCCAUCCUACUUUCGCCUGUCAGUCCAGGAGUCCAGUACUUCGCCACCUACCUGAUCUCGACCGCAUGUUUCCUCUGCACCGGCGGAAACAUAACCUGGCUUUCUGCCAACUGUGCUCCCGAUGGAAAGCGUGCUGCCUCGCUUGGUAUACUACUCACACUAACGAACAUCGGCGGCGUUGUGUCGGGACAGAUCUACCAAAGCAAUGCGGCGCCGAAGUACACCUUGGGACAUGCGUGGAGUCUCGGGUGUUUGGGGUUUGCAUGGUGUGGCUGGUGGAUUGUACGAGCGAUGUACAGGAGAAGAGAAGUGAGGAAGGACCUUAAAAUCGCGGCUGGAUACGUGCGGCCAGAAGGAACGAUGUACACAGAUCGAGAGCCCGACUUCCAAUACCAGAUAUAG
Parastagonospora nodorum SN15 is the source of this 1329-nucleotide messenger RNA. RefSeq lists its product as hypothetical. The transcript has 5 exons. NCBI's taxonomy places the organism in Eukaryota, Fungi, Ascomycota, Dothideomycetes, Pleosporales, Phaeosphaeriaceae. The record is from RefSeq and is a predicted model, not a curated record. Gene Ontology annotation, biological process: transmembrane transport. Gene Ontology annotation, cellular component: membrane. Bases 1 to 1329 code for a protein of 442 amino acids. Gene Ontology annotation, molecular function: transmembrane transporter activity.